Molecule: messenger RNA, 1257 nt
Organism: Striga hermonthica
Lineage: Eukaryota; Viridiplantae; Streptophyta; Magnoliopsida; Lamiales; Orobanchaceae
Source: the annotation of a GenBank genome assembly
AUGAGAAGAUCGCACAAAACCAAAAAGGUUUCUUGGGCUUCAGAUCUUAAUCUUUGUCAGGUAAGGUUGUUUACGUCAGAAGAAUCUCCUUCACGAGUUGCAUUGGGAACUCAAGACCAAUGGCCAAUUGAUAACAAGGCCAAUGACGAUUUACCGCCGGGCUUUGAAGGAUGCCGGCCGACAAGUAUGUGGCGAGUCGAUUUCAAAUUGCCUCAAAUACCAUUGGUAAAGUGGAGAUGCCCACGGAGGUUUGAAUUAAAUCCAGAGUGGCAAGUGGUUGCUGGGGAAGAGAGCAAUGAAGUGAAGGCCCAGAGUCGACACGAGAUGAGAGUGCUCGAAGCUGUUUAUCCUCGACCCUCCUCCAUUCCUCCAAACCCUCAUGGAUUACUGGAUGCAAGGAACUCAACUGCAUUCGAUAAAACCAUCCGUGUGAUUCCCAUCACACCAAUCGAAGAACAUGAUGCUAUGUUAGAUACAUGGUUUAAUACCACAACACUAGUCCCUAGCCUAACGAAGUUUUCGCCCCAAAGCUCGACUGAACAUACCGACAUUGAUGCCAAGGGGACAACACAAGAAGUUCACAAAGCCGAUAUAUUAGCUUCCAUAAGUUCACUCUUGUCCAAGUGCGACAAGGAAAAAUUAGUCGACCAAGAGUUGCUCGUUAAAAUUCUCAGUGACCCGAAACUAGUUAACCAACUCAUUGAAAACAACGGUGUACGCACUCCAAAUGUGAAAAACGAGACAUCUGUUGGAAUGAAAAAUGUUGGGAAUUUCGACGCUCAGAAUCUAACAUCCAAUUCGCAUAAUUUUCCAUAUAAUUGCAACGUAAUGCCAUGGUCGAUAAAUAAUACUGUGAACAGAAUAGAACAUUGGACACCUUCUGCUUUGGUUGCAUCUAAUGGAACACUUCAUCCUCCUAUUCCUGUGGAGGGUCAAAUGAAAAAGGAUGUUAACUACUACAAGAACCUCAUUCGGCAACACGGUAAUGAAAACGAAAACUUUUUCAAUGGCCAAGAACAGAGACAUUUUGAUUUUGGAAAAUCGAGAGAACCGAAACAGAAGGUUGGGAAAUCGUGCAUUUAUUUCAAUAGUCAAAAGGGUUGUAGGAAUGGGGUCCGUUGUAAUUUUCAGCACGGUGUGUCGACCCGAAAAGUAGUCAAUGGUUUUGCAGUCGACACACGAAAAGUAGUCAAUGGUUUUGCAGAGGUUCGUAGUGCUAAGAGGGUGAAAUUAGGUGGGGUAAUUACUGGUAGAUGA